AUGAAUAAUAAUGUUACAAGAAAAAUCGAAAAGCAGAUAUUAGAAGCUCUGAAAGAUAAAGAGAAUGAUCUUGAUAGAGAAAUUAAGAAAUACGAAAUUUUAGAAAGAAAGGUAUAUGAUGAAAAUGACGAAGAAUUAGAAAAUAUAAAAAAUAAAAGAUUAGAAGAAUUAAAAAAUAAGCAUAAAGAGAAAUUAACAUUAUUAAAAAAAGGACAUGGUACAUACAAAGAAGUUUUAUCAGAAAAAGAAUUUUUUGAAAUAUGUAAGAAUUCAAAAAAUGUGUGUUGUCAUUUUUAUAGAAAUACAACAUGGAGAUGUCAAUAUAUGGAUAAAAAAUUAAUAGAUUUAUCAUCUAAAUAUUGGAAUAUUAAUUUUAUUAAAAUUAAUGCAGAAAAAUCACCUUUCUUAUGUGAAAGAUUAAAAAUAUGGUGUAUACCAACCUUAAUGUUAAUACAAAAUGGAAAAACAGAACAUUCAAUUAUAGGAUUUGAUGAAUUAGGAGGGGACAACUUCAGUGAACAAACUUUAAUAAAUGUUUUAAGAAAAUGGAAAUUAAUAGAAACAAAAGAAUAUGAUGAUUAA
Plasmodium adleri (nom. inval.) is the source of this 582-nucleotide messenger RNA. Its product is annotated as phosducin-like protein, putative. The transcript has a single exon. The record is from RefSeq and is a predicted model, not a curated record. Lineage: Eukaryota; Apicomplexa; Aconoidasida; Haemosporida; Plasmodiidae. Gene Ontology annotation, cellular component: cytoplasm. Gene Ontology annotation, biological process: microtubule cytoskeleton organization. Bases 1 to 582 code for a protein of 193 amino acids.